Botrytis cinerea B05.10 is the source of this 2664-nucleotide messenger RNA. RefSeq lists its product as hypothetical. The record is from RefSeq and is a predicted model, not a curated record. NCBI's taxonomy places the organism in Eukaryota, Fungi, Ascomycota, Leotiomycetes, Helotiales, Sclerotiniaceae. The transcript has 4 exons. Bases 632 to 2398 code for a protein of 588 amino acids.
GGUACUAAUAUAAUAAUUAUGGCUAGCUGGCUUUAUCCCUGCUGAGGCUGAGGAAUUCUGUCAAACCUUCAUUCUCGGAUCCUAGGGAUUUCAGCAUUCUAUACUGUUUCCCAGGCCCUGAAUCAAUCCUAACGAGUAAUCUGCUCGAUCACAAAUACAGCCAGUAUAGUAACACGAUUACAGUCUUGAUGUUCGCUUCUCCAUCGAGGGCCGAAAUGCAUAUGCACUAUCGUUGCGUUGGCAGUUGCUGUCAGCAAGCCACACUGCUUCGAUAGAAGGUCUCGAUCACAGCCUUGGUCGCUAUGAAGACGCCCUAUUUUGCAAGUCAAACUAUUUUCAUCAUUACUAACCUCUUAUCAUAUCGACGCUCCCUUUUAGAUCACAGCUGAAGCUGGACAGCCUUGAUGGUGUUUGAUUCUGGAGGCUAUGCGGGGGACACGGACACAGGAAGAGGGCUAGAGCUCGAAGUGGGAGACAGGCUUGUGCUGCAAGGCGUUCAGCCGCUACAAAAAAGAUCAUGCAACGCUCAAUUGAAUUACGCAGAUAAAAGGGUACCUGUGAUCUCCUUGUUAUUGUUCAAAUUUCUUUGUUCAAAUUCCUUCGAAUAUUUGAGGAGUGUUGACACACCUCCAUGACUUUCACACGCUUCGAAUUAGUCGAAAUGGAAGACGACAGAGAUCAUGAUUUGGAUCAUCAGCAAUCAGAAAUAGCGGUCGGCAAAUGGAGAAUUGGAUGGUUCACCCCAACCUUAAUAGCCACUGCCUUUAUUGCAGGAAUGCUCUCAGCUUCAGCUCACUACCUGGUGUUCUGGAUACUAAACGGACGAGAUGUGGAUUCCUCGAUCCCACAAUCCUGGGUCUCGCCGAUAUCUACCGCUCUUGGUCGAGCCUUCAGUAUAUCGCUGGGCGUUGCGUUGGGCACAGCAUACACCCAACUUCUCUGGAACAGACUGCGAAGAUCUCCUACCAAGAUUGGCACUAUUGAGUGUUUAUUCUUGAUGCAAUCAAACCCGUUGAAGCUGGUCAGUCUAGCAGCGCUGAAGACAUCGCCCUUGCUUUGGCUGGCCGCCGCCUUUAUUCCCAUCGUCCCUACCGCCACUAUCUUCCCCCCUGGAGCGAUAGUCGUUGUUCCUAGUCCUCAGACGUAUUCAUAUAAUACUCUGGUCCCAACCUACGACUUUGACUACAGAGGUCAAAAUGACUCCUACGAGAAUCUUGCUGUUAAUGCAUUGUUCUUGAUGGGUCCAGAUGGAGAGGUCAGGUACUCCAAGCCGUAUCUAGGCAGAAUUGCCCGAGCAACAGCGAUGAGUGGAUCCUACCUCACGACAGCCUCUCCCUGUGGCAGUAAUUGCACGUACGAAAUCACGAUGCCUGGGCCGGAAUUCAGCUGCCAGGAGGGAAUCACGUCGGACCUCUCAGCUGCUGUUGUAGAAAUGUACGGGAAUGUUAGCUUCAACGGCGUGUACCCCAGUCAAUAUAGUCCGCAAAUCCUGCCGGAGUUUAUUGCUGCCGAAAAACCACAGAACGAGAGCGACGGGAGGUUUGAAUUUGAACUUCAAUGGAAUGGCGACAGCAGCAUGACGUGUACGGUGUGGUACUCCGAGUACACGCUGACUAUGAACUAUACUGGUGGCCGUCAGGAGACAACCCUUGCUGUCAAGAGAGGGCAUUUGCUGAAUAGCACAUACCUAACAGGGGCCAAUCUGUUCUACAUGGAUAGUACCGAUCGAAUGACCUAUCCAGAUGAUUGGAUACUCUUCUCAGGACAGAAUGUUUCAACAACCUAUCGCGAAUCCAAUGUUCACUCUGUCUAUGUUUCUGUUACUGACGCCUUGAAGGGUGCUGCUUCGGGUUACGGCACGGAGGGGUUCUUCGUAGCAAACACGAUCAUCCUUGAAACCCCUCUAGCAAGCUACAGCAAAUCUGACGUGAACGACGUCACCAUCAACCUCGAUGCCCAGAUCCUACAAAGUCUCUUGCAGAAUAUCACGAUCUCACUACUUUCUCUUUCCAACACCAACAUUUUCACCGAAGUAACAACAACAAGAUACAUCAACCAGUACGAGUUCGCCUACUCUAAGAAACUCGUCCUCCCAUACGCAGCUGCUCUCUUCGGAACGUUGAUUUUCCUAGUGAUGGGAACCGUAGCUCUGGCUGAGAACGGGGUGGCGGCAACAGGAGGAGGCUUUCUGCAACUACUGUGUACAACGAAGGGUAGUUCGGUGCUGGAUGAUAUGGUAAGAGGUGCUAGCUUGGGCGGAAGCGAGAAUGUGAGCCAGGAGUUGGAAAGUUUGGCCGUGAGAUAUGGCGAGUUAACGAAUGCGAAGGGGGAAUUGAAGGCCGGAUUUGGGGUAGAGGAUGAGGUGAGAGGUCUGGUUAAGGGAAGGAAUUAUCGAUAGGUGUAAGGGGGGGCUCUUUUCACAACCAUAAGGCCUGAGGACCUUAGCCUCGGAUACCCCUAAGGGGUAUCAGUAGAACCUCAGGCAGGCAUGCAGGAUAGUCAGUCUAUCAAGUCUAUCCUCAGAGAACGGAGGUCUAUAUAAGCUAUAUGGUUUCCCUAGGUAUAUAGAGCUUCGUGCUCAACUCAAAUAGUAAUCCUUUUACUUAGUUACAACUGCCCUGAUCUCAAUCUACUACUUGUCGCUCUCAAUAAGAACCCUUUCCA